This is a messenger RNA of Oryza sativa Japonica Group (Japanese rice), 869 nucleotides long. RefSeq lists its product as uncharacterized. The record is from RefSeq and is a predicted model, not a curated record. NCBI's taxonomy places the organism in Eukaryota, Viridiplantae, Streptophyta, Magnoliopsida, Poales, Poaceae.
UUCUUCCAACGCAAGAAGAAGAAAAGCGAGAGAGUGGGAGGAGAGCAGGUAGAAGCAGAGCAGAGCAGAGAGAGAGAGAGAGAGAGAGAGAGAGCAAGCGUCUCCUAGGGUUUCUCGUGGCGCUCGGCUCGAUGGCGAUGGCGGUGGUGGCGGCGGCUUCCAGGGUUCAGGCGAGGCUGGCGGCGAGGCUCGCACCGCGGCGGCUCCUCUCCUCCGGCGGCAAGGUGCUCGGCGAGGAGAAGGCUGCCGAGAACAUCUACAUCAAGAAAAUGGAACAAGAGAAGCUGGAGAAGCUUGCACGCCAGGGUCCCAGCCCAGGAGAGCAAGGCUCAUCUACUCCUGCCGCUGAUGUGAAGGCCGAAGGUGGCCCAACUGCUGGUGCGUCGACCGUCAAGAACAAGAACUACACUCUCAUCGCAGGUGCUGUUGGUGUUCUAGGUGCCAGUGCCAUAGCGUGGUAUCGCCUGUCAAAGCCUGAGAAGUCAGAAGAGGUUGCGAACUAACUUGGGCCUUGCUGAUAGAGUUCCUGUCCAGUUUCUCCUUUCUUUUACUCACCUUAUGCACCUGCACUACCUUUUGGAACUAAACUGAGGAAAACCAUGUGACUAUUUCGGGGGAUGUAAGUAACACCAGACAAAUGUUAGUUUUCGCGUAGUUUCUACCAUAUGCAAUCUCAUGAUAGGCAAGAAAUUUUUGUGCCGUUUGAACUCAGUUGCUGGGUGAGGUAUAACUGCCUUUUUUGGAGGGUGAUCUUUUUGAUCUGUACGGAGUAGAAGAUUGUGCCCUUUUUGUCAUAGCAACAUUAUUAUCUGAUGAGAGAUAUAUAUGAAUGGAAUGAAUCAAUGAAUGAUCUAUAUGAAUGGCUCUUC